Molecule: messenger RNA, 1291 nt
Organism: Eleginops maclovinus (Patagonian blennie)
Lineage: Eukaryota; Metazoa; Chordata; Actinopteri; Perciformes; Eleginopidae
Gene: lhx4
Product: LIM homeobox 4
Exons: 6
Coding region: 125-1291 (388 amino acids)
Biological process (GO): regulation of transcription by RNA polymerase II; neuron differentiation
Cellular component (GO): nucleus
Molecular function (GO): zinc ion binding; RNA polymerase II transcription regulatory region sequence-specific DNA binding; DNA-binding transcription factor activity, RNA polymerase II-specific
Source: RefSeq, a predicted model, not a curated record
GACAGUGAGGAAGGAACCCCCCCCCACCCCCGGUCCAGCUGCACAGAGGAACCAUCAUACUCUUUUUUUUUUUGAUUCUCCAGAAGACAGGACGGGUGUUGCGGGUGUAUGUGCGCGGAUCACGAUGAUGCAAAGUGCGGCGGUCCUACCGACAGAGAGUCCCGUGAAGAGUUUACCGGAGAUCCUCGGAGUGCCACUGCAACAGAUCCCUCAGUGCGCCGGCUGUAGUCAACACAUCCUGGACAAAUUCAUCCUGAAGGUGCUGGACCGACACUGGCACUCCAAGUGCCUGAAGUGCGCCGACUGCCAGGCCCCUCUGCAGGACAAAUGCUUCUCCCGGGCCGGAAGCGUGUACUGCAAGGAGGACUUCUUCAAGAGGUUUGGAACAAAGUGUGCAUCAUGCCAGCAGGGGAUCCCCCCCACGCAGGUGGUGAGGAAGGCGCAGGACUUUGUGUAUCACCUGCACUGCUUCGCCUGCAUCAUGUGCAGUCGGCAGCUGGCCACCGGGGACGAGUUCUACCUGAUGGAGGACGGGAGGCUGGUGUGCAAGGUGGACUAUGAGACCGCCAAACAGAACGAUGAUUCAGAGGCGGGGACCAAGAGGCCGAGGACCACCAUCACCGCCAAGCAGCUGGAGACCCUGAAAAGUGCCUACAAGAACUCCCCGAAACCGGCCCGCCACGUCCGGGAGCAGCUGUCCUCGGAGACGGGGCUGGACAUGAGGGUCGUGCAGGUGUGGUUCCAGAACCGGCGAGCGAAGGAGAAGCGUCUGAAGAAGGACGCCGGGCGACACCGCUGGACUCAGUUUUAUAAGAGUGUGAAACGCAGCCGAGGAGGAACCAAGGUGGAGAAGGAGAGCUCGGCCGACGACGCCGGGCUGAGCGACAGCGAGCUGAGCUUCAGAGACGACCAGGUGCUCUCGGACCUCGGCCACACCAACGGGCUGUACGGCAGCGUGGGGGACGUGAACAGCGUGGCGCUGAACGGCGGUUUCUCGGUGGACGCGGCGGGACAACCGUACCACGACAUCCGGGCGUCAAGUCCCUACGGCCUCCCGCAGUCGCCCUCCUCCAUCACCUCCCUGCCCGGCCACACCCCCCUCCUCAACAGCCUGGGCUUCAGCAUGGACAGUCUGGUGGGUCAGGGAGGGCCCGGCGGCGUGGGUCAGGCUCUCAGGGCCAUGGCCGGGGGCCCCACCUCAGACCUCUCCACGGGCAGCAGUACGGGAUACCCCGACUUCCCCACCAGCCCCGCCUCGUGGCUGGACGAGAUGGACCAUUCCCAGUUUUGA